Molecule: messenger RNA, 1606 nt
Organism: Lathyrus oleraceus (garden pea)
Lineage: Eukaryota; Viridiplantae; Streptophyta; Magnoliopsida; Fabales; Fabaceae
Product: RHOMBOID-like protein 13
Exons: 1
Coding region: 538-1353 (271 amino acids)
Cellular component (GO): membrane
Molecular function (GO): serine-type endopeptidase activity
Source: RefSeq, a predicted model, not a curated record
AUUGUUAUUACGAAGAUAUAGAUGAAAAAUUGGUAAUUAAAAACUCACUUACUUCUUCAGGAAGCUUAGGCCAUUCAACAACAAUAAGGAACCGUCUAGUAGCUGAAUCAAGAUCAGUCUUCUUCUCAAUCCGAUUCUUCAUUUCUCACAACAAAAACCCCAUUUUCGCUUCCCGAAUCUCAGUACAAGCCCUUUAACCGUUUCACACAAUUGAGAUUCUUCACUGUUCUGAAGACAAAGACGCAUCCUUUCUGGUAUUGUUUUCGCGCAGUCCAUUUUCUUUUUGGAGAUAAGUUUCUGUUUAUAUGGUUAACGAAGAUUGUACAAUUUUUCAUUUGAUGGGUCUCGCUGAUUUAAGUGUUUUCUAGAAAGGGAAAAAAAGUGAAUAAAAACCCUUGAAUUUGAGAGUAUUUGAUUGUAUAAAAUUUUGGGUUUUGUUUGAUUGAAAUUUUACUCACCCUUUUUGCUAAAGUGUUAAUUUUUUGGAAUUGCUUGCUCAAGUGUAGAAAUUAGAAGUGAUUUUAGGGAUUUGGGGAAAUGGGGAAGCCUUUGAUUUAUGAGAUCUUGGAAAAACCAGCAACAAGUUGUGUUAUUGGAAUAUGUAGUGCAAUUUGGUUUUAUAUACAGAAGAAAAACAUUGGUUAUUCACAUGUUGGUUUGAGUUAUGAGACUGCAAUUGAAGGACAAUACUGGCGAAUAAUCACUUCUGCAUUUUCUCAUAUAAGUAUAAUUCAUCUUGUUUUCAAUAUGAGUGCACUAUGGAGUCUUGGUGUGGUAGAGCAAUUGGAUCAUGUUGGUCUUGGUGUUGAGUAUUAUUUGCAGUAUACACUUGUGUUGGUUGUAGUAUCAGGAAUGUUGGUUCUAGCAAUGUAUCAUUUGUUGAUUCAAAGAUUCAAGGUUGAGUAUUUUCGUCGAGUGACGGCUGUUGGUUAUUCCUGUGUUGUUUUCGGUUGGAUGACGAUUCUUUCUGUGAAGCAACCUUCUUCGAAGCUGGAUCUCUUUGGAUUACUUUCGCUUCCUAUUAGUUUCGCUCCGUUUGAAUCGCUUGUUUUCACUUCGAUUAUUGUUCCUCAGGCAAGUUUUAUCGGUCAUUUAUCUGGGAUUGUUGUUGGAUAUGCUAUAGCUUGGGGUUUGAUUCACGGGAUGACGAAUUACUGGGCUCUUUCGUUAUUGGGUUGGAUUAUUGUUGUCUUUGUUUUUAGUUUGAAGAAAUCUGGUGCAUAUGAACUCAACUUCAUUGAUAUUGAAUCUGUUACUGAUCCUUCGUUACCGUCUGUACGGUUUCUGGCAUCCAGCAAUGGCAGAACCCUGCAGAUGAAUGCAUUGCCGGAUGGAAAUGUUGAAAUUGUCUAAUAUUGAACUGAUAUAUCAUUGUUAUGUAACCUCGACAAUAUCAAAUUUGAUAGCAAUAUGACUCCAAUUUUUCCGAUAUAGAAUUUGUUCAAAGCUUCGUUAAUAUUUGUUUCAAGAGUUUGCACCUUUAGCUUUAUGAUUAUGAAUAUUUGUAUGCCAAUUUAAUGAAAGUGACAUUGCUCCUUGCAAAUGUCCUGCUACAUUGCUCCUUUCAAGAGUUUAACAUGCUAAUGUAUUUCUGUUUUCUUACUAA